AUGUGUUUAUCAUUUUCACCGCUAAAACCACAACCUCCCCGUCGGGAGACAUAUGGCAAUGAUUACGACAAAUAUCUUCGCGAUCAGGAAAGGUAUCAGAGGAAACUUGAGGAGUAUAAAAAAGAGAAAAAGAAGCGUCGAGCCAGACAAUAUGGAAGUAGUGCUGCUUUUGCGGGUAUGACAGCUGGUGCAGCUGCCGGUGCAGCUAGCGGCGGUGGCGGUGGUGGCUGUUAG
Penicillium odoratum is the source of this 234-nucleotide messenger RNA. RefSeq lists its product as uncharacterized. Bases 1 to 234 code for a protein of 77 amino acids. The record is from RefSeq and is a predicted model, not a curated record. The transcript has a single exon. NCBI's taxonomy places the organism in Eukaryota, Fungi, Ascomycota, Eurotiomycetes, Eurotiales, Aspergillaceae.